This is a messenger RNA of Antechinus flavipes (yellow-footed antechinus), 645 nucleotides long. RefSeq names its product BBSome interacting protein 1 (gene BBIP1). The record is from RefSeq and is a predicted model, not a curated record. Gene Ontology annotation, cellular component: BBSome. Lineage: Eukaryota; Metazoa; Chordata; Mammalia; Dasyuromorphia; Dasyuridae. The coding region runs from base 327 to 539 and encodes 70 amino acids. Gene Ontology annotation, biological process: receptor localization to non-motile cilium; cilium assembly. The transcript has 3 exons.
GAUAAGCGGGCCCAAGAAAGGAACUCUUAGAUGACUUGACGUCCUGCUUUAGACGGGCCAGUUCAAACCUUUCACCCUCAGCCCUGUGUGGGGCAAGUGUCCACACACUUGUGUAGCGCUACUUCAGGUGUCUUUUUCCCCUUACCUCGACUGACUAACUAGAACGUGAGGCCGUAAAGCCUAUCUCAACCGGAAGUCGUCUGGCUGCCUUCCGGGUUGGAAGCGAAGAGUUCCGCAGCCGUAGUUCCCCUCCCCCAGGGACACCCAAACCUAAGCAGGAUUGGAACGCCAAGGAAAAAUAAAAUACAACAUACAGCAAUUCUGAUAUGGCAGAAGUGAAGUCAAUGUUCCGGGAAGUCCUUCCUAAACAAGGACAGUUGUCUGUGGAAGAUGUGGCCACCAUGGUGCUGUGCAAACCCAAACUUCUGCCGCUAAAAUCUCUGACUCUUGAAAAAUUAGAGAAAAUGCAGCAAACAGCACAAGAAACUAUUCGCCAACAGGAGUUGGCAGAAAAGGAACAGCACCAAGCAAACCAAUGAAUAAAUUUAUUCAUCAAUUUUGUUACUUUCAUUUGAUAGUUUUUCAAAGUAACUCACAUUUGUUUACUAAAUCUGUAAUUUUUAUUAAAAUCAACAACAUGGUGAA